Phodopus roborovskii (desert hamster) is the source of this 1682-nucleotide messenger RNA. RefSeq names its product adenosine A1 receptor (gene Adora1). Gene Ontology annotation, cellular component: synapse; dendrite; membrane. Gene Ontology annotation, biological process: G protein-coupled adenosine receptor signaling pathway. Lineage: Eukaryota; Metazoa; Chordata; Mammalia; Rodentia; Cricetidae. The coding region runs from base 670 to 1650 and encodes 326 amino acids. Gene Ontology annotation, molecular function: G protein-coupled adenosine receptor activity. The record is from RefSeq and is a predicted model, not a curated record. The transcript is spliced from 2 exons.
UGGACCAGCCAGGUCCUGGGCUUAGUCCCUAAGAUUCACGCCUGCCAUCCCAGUCCCAGGUACGAAACAGGGUCACUACCUCUUUAAAAGCGUCCGGGGCUGAGCCUCUGCCGCACCAUGUGAUUGCUUGAAAGGCCGGGCUGGGAGCGCAGCGGCGGGAGCCUGGAGAACGAUGAGCCGGUGCGCGGUGCACGGAGCCCAGAGCCCAGCCCUGCCCGGCGUGGCUCCGGAAAGCCGCCCCGGGAACUUAGGGCAACGCCUUUGGGACCCCCUACUGGUUGGCGGGCAGGAUGGUGAGCUCCCUGCCUCCGGGUCGGCGGACACCUGUGGGCGCUGCGGAUGCGUAGGGGAUCGCUGUGGAGUGAGUGCGCUGGGAGCCACCUCACACCUGAUACAAAAGCCAGUGGUGGAGUGAGUGUUGCUAUUUUAAGUUGCUGAAUGGAACCUCUGAGGACAAGGGGAGGGGACAGAGGUUAAGCAGAUAGUGAGGCUGAGUGCCUGGCCAGCCUGGGCAGGCACUGCAUCUGCUAACUGGGGCACACAUCUUCGCAGGGCUGCCUAUGUCCCCUCCUUCCCAGGCUGGCAUCCCCACCGCAGGCUUCCUGACCACAGGUGCAGGCCUCGUGCCCCAGGGCACCUGCCUGCUGAUGUGCCCAGCUCCUGCCCACCAUGCCGCCCUACAUCUCGGCCUUCCAGGCUGCCUACAUUGGCAUCGAGGUGCUCAUUGCCUUGGUCUCUGUGCCGGGAAACGUGCUGGUGAUUUGGGCUGUGAAGGUGAACCAGGCACUUCGCGAUGCCACCUUCUAUUUCAUCGUAUCCCUGGCCGUAGCUGAUGUGGCCGUUGGCGCCCUGGUCAUCCCGCUGGCCAUCCUUAUCAACAUUGGGCCACAGACCUACUUCCACACCUGCCUCAUGGUGGCCUGCCCUGUCCUCAUCCUCACCCAGAGCUCCAUCCUGGCUCUGCUGGCGAUUGCUGUGGAUCGGUACCUCCGAGUCAAGAUCCCUCUCCGGUACAAGACAGUGGUGACUCAGCGGCGGGCGGCAGUGGCCAUAGCCGGCUGCUGGAUUCUCUCCCUUGUUGUGGGCCUGACACCCAUGUUCGGCUGGAACAACCUGAGUGUGGUAGAGCAAACCUGGGAACUUAACGGUAGCGUGGGGGAGCCGGUGAUCAAGUGUGAGUUUGAGAAGGUCAUCAGCAUGGAGUACAUGGUCUACUUCAACUUCUUCGUGUGGGUGCUGCCCCCUCUGCUCCUGAUGGUCCUCAUCUACCUGGAGGUCUUCUACCUGAUCCGCAAGCAGCUCAACAGAAAGGUGUCCGCCUCCUCUGGCGACCCACAGAAGUACUACGGGAAGGAGCUGAAGAUCGCCAAGUCGCUGGCUCUUAUCCUCUUCCUCUUUGCCCUCAGCUGGCUGCCACUGCACAUCCUGAACUGUAUCACCCUCUUCUGCCCCACCUGCCAGAAGCCCAGCAUCCUCAUCUACAUCGCCAUCUUCCUCACCCACGGCAACUCCGCCAUGAACCCCAUUGUCUAUGCCUUCCGCAUCCACAAGUUUCGGGUCACCUUUCUGAAGAUUUGGAACGACCAUUUCCGAUGCCAGCCCAAGCCUCCCAUUGACGACGACCUCCCAGAGGAGAAAGCCGAUGACUAGGCUCUGCCCUGCCGCCUCCAGCCCACAUCCCG